AUGGAGGUUGGGGAAGACCUCUGCUUUCCACAGUUAACCAACACCUCUUGCAGGAAGCCUGAAUCUACCUGGACUGAAGUGGUGUUUCUUCAGAUAAUGCUAUCUUCCAUUUCUCUGCUAACAGCAGCUCUCAACCUGUUUGUCAUCAUCUCAGUCUCCCAUUUCAAGCAGCUUCACACACCCACUAAUACCAUUCUCCUCUCACUGGCUGUGUCAGACUUUCUCUUGGGUCUCCUAUUGAUGCCUGCAGAAAUCAUCCGAAACACCGGCUGCUGGUUUCUAGAUGAUCUCAUGUGUUCUUUGUAUAACUCACUCUCUUUUGUCAUCACCUCUGCUUCAGUUGGAGAUAUGGUUCUUAUAUCAGUCGACCGUUAUGUGGCAAUUUGUGAUCCUCUGCAUUAUCCAACCAGAGUCACAGAGAGAAAAGUUAAAAUUGGUGUCUGUCUAUGUUGGCUUUUUUCUGUUGUCUAUGGCUGUCUUGUAGUAAAAGAGGACUUUAUAAAGCCUGGCAGGCAUAAAUUUUGUGUGGGAGAAUGUAUAAUUACUGUUGACUUCAUUGCAGGAACCGUUGACUUGAUUGUAAGUUUUGUCAUUCCAGUUACCAUCAUCAUAGUCCUGUACAUGAGAGUAUUUGUGGUAGCUGUGUCUCAGGCUCGUGCCAUGCGCUCUCACAUUACAGCCCUUUCAGUUACAACAGCAGCAAAGAAAUCUGAACUGAAAGCAGCCAGGACUCUUGGUGUUCUUGUACUGGUUUUUUUGUUGUGUUUCUGUCCAUAUUACUGCUUCUCUCUUGCAGGAGAAGACGCGUUCAGUAGUACCACUAUUUUUGCUGUGUAUUAUCUGUUCUAUUUGAACUCCUGUGUAAACCCUGUGAUUUAUGCUCUGUUCUACCCUUGGUUCAGAAAAACUGUAAAACUCAUUGUUACUUUUCAGAUACUGAAGUCUGGCUCCUGUGAGUCAAAAAUACUGUAGAAAAAAACAUUCUAACUUGACAAAA
Messenger RNA from Fundulus heteroclitus (mummichog), 997 nucleotides. Its product is annotated as trace amine-associated receptor 13c-like. Bases 1 to 972 code for a protein of 323 amino acids. Gene Ontology annotation, biological process: G protein-coupled receptor signaling pathway. Gene Ontology annotation, molecular function: trace-amine receptor activity. The transcript has 3 exons. Gene Ontology annotation, cellular component: membrane. The record is from RefSeq and is a predicted model, not a curated record. Lineage: Eukaryota; Metazoa; Chordata; Actinopteri; Cyprinodontiformes; Fundulidae.